This is a messenger RNA of Spirodela intermedia, 6246 nucleotides long. The record is from the annotation of a GenBank genome assembly. Lineage: Eukaryota; Viridiplantae; Streptophyta; Magnoliopsida; Alismatales; Araceae.
AUGGGUUACAAAAUGAGUAAACUAGAAUUAGAUUCCAACACGUGUGAUAAUGACACAGGUAGCAGUGGAUCGUGUACAUUCCAACGAUUUAGUAGAGGAUCUUUUGAGAUCGACAGUGAAAUUGCUCAUAUUACUAAGCUCAGAUCAGAACCCAACGAAAAACUUCAUAAAACCAUGAAUUCCGAGAAGAGGAUGCCCGUUUCUGUGGUUAAAAUGUUAUCAGCAAGGGAAGCCAACUUUUCCAAAACGGGAAAUUUCUCUCUAGCUGAUCGGUCUCAUGUUCUUGGCCGAUACUUGCCUGUGAAUGGUCCUUGCUGUAUUGACAGAAUGAAUAGCCGGGCAUAUGUAUCACAGUUCUCUGCUGACGGUUCACUUUUUGUAGCUGGUUUCCAGGUAUCUUCAUGGAUUCCAAAUGUUUUCUUUUUCAGAAUGUAGCCAGCGUGGAUAUGCCUGCUGGAAUCAGAUUUUACUUCUAGUUUAUAAAGAUCUAACAAUACCUUCCACUUUUUUCUUUUUUUUUUCUUAAUUAAAAUUUCCAAUCAGGGAAGUCAUAUCAGAAUAUAUGAUGCUGACAAUGGAUGGAGAGUAAAAAAGGAUAUCCUUGCCCGAAGUUUGCGAUGGACAAUCACUGACACGUCACUUUCUUCAGAUCAACAUUAUCUGGUAGGCUAUCUUCAAAUAAAACCAAAUGGUAUAUUGUAGAGCAAAUUACUUAUCAAGUCAUUGUGAGCAUCCAAUCUUCUGUGUUCUUGGUGUAGUUACCUGCGAUAGAUUGCUCAACAUUGUUGCCAAUGCCCAUUUUAACAUAUUCUUGCCAUCUUUGUCCACCAUACAGAAAUGAUUUUGAUUUGACAGUGACGGUGAAUAGCACCAGCCCACUUACACAGAUUAUAAGUUAAAUAUGGACGGCGUGGUGUGAGAGAGAUGUGCAAAUUAACUUCCAUUGGAGAGCGAAGUAGGACAUAAAGCUUGAUAAUGCAACUGGAGUUCCUAGAGCCACUAGAGCUUCACCGAUGUAUAGCUGAGAUGGGAGGUCGCCGGGGGAUAACCGAAAGAUGAUAUCAAACCUACUUCCUUGGUUAGGUAGGUUUAUGAUAGGACCCCAGCGGAGUUAUAUCAGUUUACAAUUGAGAGCAAAUGAGGACGCAAGCUAAGGAAUCCAUCAAAAUAAGGAUGUCUAUUGUUCAUUUGUUGAAAAGGGAUUUGUGAAGGCUAGAGAAGAUAGAUUUUACCGGUUCCUUUGAUCCGUGUGAAUAUCCCAGUACCGAGCAGGGUUUGAAAUGCAUACCUUCACGUACCAUUUAGCUGAUGUGGGGUUAUAGAAGGGAGGCAUCUGGAUGCCUUAAAUAUGAUUGCCUCAGUCAUGUUAAUAUCUUGUCAGGUAUGUAUAUUGCCUUAGUUCACUUUUGGGUAUUAUUUUAUGCAUCAUAAAGUAUGUUCUUAACCUUGAAAGCAAUAAUAUUAAUGCCAUUAUAGUUUAUUUCGAUUUGAACUUAAUCUUGUGUGAUCAACUGGAAUAAUGAAAUCAUACAUUUACAAUCCAAUGCAAGAUGAGCUUAGACUAUGACACUAUAAACCAAUAUUACCACGAUAGAAAAAUGCUUUUCUCGUGGUAAAUGAUAAUAUGAUAUGGAUUCUGUUCUUAGUUCUGAAAGUGUUUGAUAAUGCUUCGCAAACAAGAAUUUUCCAGUGUUAAUUAUUUAUGAAUCUCAUGAAAUUUAAGCUAUUUUGAUAUAACUUUAAUUUUUUAUACGAAUAUCUAUAAAUAGUAAUUCUCAUUGGAAUUUUAGAUAAGCUAAGCUUCGUAUAGAUCCCGUGUCUUGUUUUCUUAGUAGUAAAAUAGUCGGCUACUGCCUCACUUGGCUUCUUUAUUUCAAAUACAGUGAUGCAACCUAGACUUGAUGAUUUAGAUGGUCCAACAACUUGAUUACAAAUUGCUUAAGAGUUGCCUAAGGGUUCUCUGUUUCUGAUUGCCAUUUACAUUAGCUUUUUAGUUAGCAUAUACGAGAUAGCUCGACUGAUUCUGUCAAGCACUUGCUGUUAUUCAUUGGAUGCCUUCAAUUUUUUUUAAUUUCUUAUUCUCCUGUCUUGUUGAAUCUGUUCCUUUUCCCUUGUAACACGGCUAUUUUUAGUAGCUCUGACUUACUACUCCAAUCAGAAUGGCAUUUGUCUUACCACUUUUUUUUUCUUUUCAAUUUGCAGGUUUAUGCCAGUAUGUCCCCUAUUGUUCAUAUUGUCGAUGUGCGUGGUGGGUCAGCAGAGUCACGUGCAAAUAUUACUGUAUGUUUUAUGUCUUAUAAAUGAAACUUAUCCUCAGAUAUUUUGGUGUGUGUACCCUUUUAUUGUUGACGUACCUUGUUUAUUCAGCUGUUACAUUUACAUGGUCACAAUUCUGAUUUCUAUUGUAAUCAUGUUUUUCCUCAUUUAUGAGCUCUUUUUUGACCUCUUACUGAGCUGAUUAUGAUCAAAGGCCGAUUAUUAUGUCAUUAUAAUGUUGUGGGAAUUCUUUGUCCUGAAUACCCUCAACAUUUGGAUUUGGAAUGCUAACGUGAUAUCAUGUAUGUGCUUUCGAAUUCAUCCAGUGAUGGUGCUUGAUUCCUCUAAUCGUUAUGAAAAUAUUAGAGCCAUUAAAUUGUAUCAUUUUAUUAAGUCUUAGUUUGCUAUCUACUGCAUCAAAAAAAUUUCUUCAGGUACCCUGGGAAAUCUUUUGGCCUAGCAUCAUCCGUCCAUUUUUCAUGUUAUCCACCAGGGAUUUCUCAUAUUUCUUUGUUGAGCCUUAUCAUGGGUAGCAGUCAGCCUUCCUGUAAUUCUUUUACAAUGAGUUGCAGUGUAGAUUGGGAAAUGUCUCAGCCUUUCAUAAUCUGUCCAUUUUUCUACUAUAUCUUUGCAGAAUUUCUGGUGCUUGUAUGACCAUACUUUUCUUCUGGGAAAUUGUGUCCAAUUAGUUAUGUACUGUUCAUGGAUAGUGAAUUAUUAUACGCUUUUGUUCGUUGCUGUUUAUUCCCUCUCCUACUUAGUAUGGAAUGAAACAGUUUUUCCCUAUCUCAGUCUCUGUUCUCUAUUACCCCCAAAAGGGGGCAGAUAGUGUCUUCCGAAGCUAGGAAAAGUGGAUGAGCUCGAAACUAACUAUUUGAAAGACUCUCUAAUCACUUAAUUUUCUCGGGAAACAGUUUUCAUCACCAUAGAAAAUGCACACACUUUCCUUGUGCUUCUUGAAUUUCUUGCCCAGGAGGCAUGAAAUGACUCAAUUUGGAGACAUGACGAUUAAAAUGUCUUAGCACAAAGUACCUGGAACAUGAUACAUCAUUUCCGAAUAGGUUUACUCAUCUCACAAUAACUUUUUCAAACCCGGGCAAGAUUCUUCUGUGUCUUGUGGAAAUUUUGUAGAAGAAUUUUUUUUUUGGUAUUUAUCUCUCUCGUAUAGGAUUUAAUUGUGAGGCCAGCGGACGAUGACGAAUAAGAAUUUAGAGAAUGUUUUCAUUUCGUUAUUUUGAGUACCCAAAAAAUAACUUUUUUCUUUUUAACUUUCCAAAGGUUUGUUCUAUUUUAUGCAUUGACGAUUUUGUGGUAAGCUUGUCCGGACAUGGUCGAUUCAUGCACCAUUUAUCAAAAUGCAGGAUGUUCAUGAUGGCCUGGACUUCUCAGUUGAUGAGGAAAGGGAAAACACUUUUGGAAUAUUCUCCGUCAAGUUUUCAUCUGAUGGGCGAGAGCUUGUUGCUGGAAGUAGCGAUGAGUCAAUAUAUGUCUAUGAUCUUGAAGCAAAUACUGUUGCUUUACGAAUUUCAGCACAUUCAGUACGUAGUACAUUUGAAUGAUUCAUCUGCUCUUGAUGAUCGUCAUGUUCUGACCUCACAUUCCCUUUUUACUUUUUUCUUUCACUGUUUAAAUGCUAUUCUGUCACAGCAAAUCAUAAGUGCCUAAAUCCUGUUAGUGGCCAAUUUUUUUUCACAUACGGUGUUUACUCCCAUCAUCCUUGUUGGUAAAUCUUCAGCAUCUGGGCUUGUUUCACCACUUGGUCAUCUGGAAUACUUCACAACUCCUUUCAUACUGUCUUUGGAAUCCAUCUGUCAACACGUCAAUGCAGACUUUGACUCUAUCUGAUUUGAAUACUGCUUUAUGAUUUAUGCUGGUACCUAUACAUCGCAUUGGACUGCUCUGAUGAAUACUGGCUGUUUUUGUAUAGUUUUAUACUUUCAAGAGCUUGUUCUGCAGGGACUGCUCCUUUUGCUAUAAUCAUUCCUAGAAUACCAAAUGCUCGUGUCCUGCAUUUUUUUUUUUUCUCUGCUCAAUGAUCAGACUGGGAUCCAUUUUAUCCAACUCGGAUCUUCUUGAACCUACCCAUCUUUUGAAUUUAUAGUGCUAUGGUUUUUUUUCUUCUGACUUUUUAAUUUCGUCCAAUCCAGGAAAUCUGUUCCACUUUUUUUGUCCUUGUUUCUUGGCUGGGGGGAGGUAUUUUGAGUCAAAAUCACGGCUUGCUUUUAAAUCUUAUGUUCUUCAUCGCUUCCAAUAUGCCGAUUCUAUGUGUUUUGUGACUAAAUCUAUCUGUUUAUCUAAUCAUAUUCACAUGUACCAUUAUUCAUCUGCCUGUGGCAUUUCCAAGCACUGUAUUUUUAUUUUUUUUUUAAUCUGUUAUGUCCAUUGACAGUGCGAUAAAUCGACAACUUCAUAUUGAUAAUUUAGUAAACAGUACAUGAUAGAAUGUUCAAAGCUCGCUGCUAUCACAAUAUAAAUUAUCGUCUGAUAGAAUUUUUCCCCCAAGCGUUGACUCAAUUGAAAUUUUGAUUUGUGCCCAUUUAUCCCCUCUCAAUGAAGUUCUACUUUAUUCCUGUGAUCAGGCUGACGUCAACACAGUGACUUUUGCUGAUGAGACCGGGCAUCUCAUCUACUCCGGUGGUGAUGACAACUUUUGCAAGGUACUGAUCCUGUUCUUUCUUCUUCUUCCCCCCCAUAUUUCUACUCUAAAAAUGGUAAACUCGUCUUCUCGGCCUUAAAAUGGCAAUAAUUAUUCAGUCUUAAAGAUAGCACCUUAAAAUGGUGGAUCAAAUCAGUCUGCAAAAGGGAACAAAAAAGGGAUAGAAUCUGAGAAGCUCAGGGACAAGAAGACGCUGUGGUGGCCACACCCCAGGAUCCUUUGGUUCUCGCAUCAGUUUACGACGGCGGACGGAAGAUUUCGUCUUGAUGAUUCUCCUGCAUCUUAUGCUGGUCUCCAAGAUAAACUGUUUCUUUGCUAAACAUGGGUAGAAGGAAGUGAACUGCUCCCUUUCUCAGGUCUGGGACAGGCGCUGCUUCGUUUCCAAAGGGCGGCCGGCCGGCAUCCUGGUGGGGCACAUAGAAGGCAUCACCUUCAUCGACAGCCGAGGGGAUGGGCGGUACUUCAUCAGCAACGGCAAGGACCAGACCACCAAACUCUGGGACAUCCGCAGGAUGACCUCCACUGUCAGCUGGUGGCUUUCUCUCUCUAGUUCUGCGUCGACGAGGUUUCCAUUAAAGCAUGGCAUGCAGAUUUCUAAUUACGGCAUCAUCUUCCUCCCCCCCCCAACAUGCAGUUCGAGGCCGAGAACCUUCGACUGGGAUUAUCGAUGGAUGAAGUAUCCAGAAGGAGCUAAGCUGGUUCGGCACCCCUCCGAUCAGUCCUUGGCUACCUACAGAGGCCACUCGGUCUUGCGGACCCUCAUACGCUGCUACUUCUCACCUGCCCGCAGGUAACACCUUUCUUUCAUAAGCUGUUUCAACUCUCUAUCUCUCUCUCUCAAACCCCGCGCUCGGGGUUUCAUGGGUUUAAUGGGCCCUUUCGUUAUCUGGCCAUCAUUGACUUUGAUUUUUACUUUUACUUUCCCCAUUCAGCACGGGCCAGAGAUUCAUCUACACAGGAUCGAGCGAUCAUUCUGUCUACAUAUACGACGUGGUAAGUGUGCCCUUCCUCUGGCUAAAUAGAUUAAAAGACGUUUUUUUAGAGAGAGAAAGCGUUUCUUCUCAGCUCUCACGGGCUCCUUGAAUUGGUCUCCGGUGAUUGAUCAUAAGGUGACCGGAGCCCGGGUGGCGAAGCUCGACUACCAUGAGUCAGCUGUGAGGGACUGCAACUGGCACCCCGACUACCCCGUUUUGGUCACCUCCUCCUGGGACGGUGACCUCGCCAGGUGGGACUUCCCCGGCAGCCGGAGGCCUGCCCCCUCGAAGAUGCAGAGAAGUGCAUCUACUGAGCCCCGGCCGAGGGUUGACCGGCUCUAUACAGUAGGUUUCCAUUGA